UAGACGAUUAGUAUAUUAGCAUCUGGUCUUGAUUCAGUGCGGAAAACCAAAACUCGAAAGAAAAUAAAGUUGGUGAUCUUUCCUAGUCAUACUUUAAAGCUUUUAAAUCCUACAUCAAUAAUUAAAGCUUGAUUAGUUAUCUUGCGGAAAAAAAUUGUCACAGACAGAGUCUGCCACAUCGAUAACUGGACGAGAUAUUAAUUAAUAUAUGAUAUAAAUGUGUCAAUCCAUUUAUUUUAGGUUAGAAGCUCAUCGAACUUAACAUGAUAUCCGAAUCUGAACACAUUAUGUCCAUCUGAACCAAAAUUGAUCCGGCUUAUCAAAAGAUAUUCGAUCGAUCCGGCCUAUCAAAAGAGACUCGACCGAUCCUGCUUUUCUUCAAUAGUAUGUAUGCUUGUAUAUAUAGAUAAUUGUGGAAAAUGUGAAGUGUCUUAUGAAAUGCAGUUUGACUAAGCUGAGAUUUAAGAGAAAACUAAAACUUUACAUCAUCUUAAUUUAUUUAAAUUCAAAACACACACUUAUCUUUAUGAAAUGUUUGUUAAAACUGAAUUAUAUGUUAGGGAAAGUCUCUAUUGCUUACUGAAUCUUACUAACUUGCUUACCACAUUGGUUGAACAUUUGUCUGAAAUGACAUCAGGUUGUCUCCAUGGAAUUGACUCGGAUAGCAUGCAACGAAUGAAAAGAUAACUAAAAUCUUGGAUCAUUUAACCAAGUUGGGGCGGUUCAAAAUAUAACACAAAUAUUUAAGAUAAUGAAAUAAUAAUUUUUAGAAAAACCUAUGUAAAUAUAUGGUCUUAUUAAAAUCAGAAAUUAACAAUUUAUAUAUAUAGUUUAUAUAAGUACAAACAAAAUUUUGUAUUGUUUAUUUUAUAUUCACAAUGAAGUUCAUUUUUAUUUUCUUAUUAACACUUCAAUAAAUUUUCUAUAAUAUUUAGAAACAUUAUAUCUAAAACAAUAUCUGAAUUUUAUGAGGUAUAUUUCAUAUACACUAAAUAAUUUAGUAAAGCAAUAUGUAAGUCGAAUUUCUAAAAUUUACUUAAUAUAUAUGUAAAAUCUAAAAAAGAAAGUUUACUGUAUAGCACACCUAAUGUAACUAUUGAAAACUCUAGUGGAAACUUUUUGUGUCAAGGUGAUAGACACAGGUUAUACUGAAUUACUGAUAUGUUUUCCAAAAACAAUGAAAUGAAGAAUUACCAAUCUUAUUUUUGUUACAGAGGCUAUAUGGCUCAUGAAUAUUAAAUGAGGGGAUCGAAGGGUCGCCUAAGAGAAAGACAUAUGUUUACAGCUUCGACGUGGUGGCAUUGUAGAUCGUUUGUGUUGCAGAAGGGGAUUUUGGUGCGAGCUGGAAGGAAUGUUCGAUGUGAUAGCGGCAGAGCCAAUGAUCAAGUAAAGGCGCUUAAGGAGAUAGCCACAACACUUGGUAUCAAGGGAUUGGACCUCACAUCAGAAGAUCCUUGCUCUAGGAGCAGUCUAAAGUUUGAUUUCAAUCAGACUGAUGGUGUGGACAACACCAUUAAUUGUCAAUGUGAUAACAUGAUAUGUCAUAUUACCGACUUAUCUCUCAAGACCAUGGAUCUUCCUGGGAAACUUCCGCCUCAGUUAGUCAAGCUUCGAUAUCUCCAGUCAAUAAACUUGUGCCGUAAUUACCUUUCGGGUUCAAUCCCGAUGGAGUGGGCUUCAAUGCCAUACCUCACAAACAUUUCCCUCUCCGCGAAUAAUUUGUCUGGGCCUUUACCUACUGGUUUACAAUACUUCAAGAGUCUGACAUUCCUAGGGGUUGAAGCCAACCAGUUCUCUGGUCCUAUUCCUGAUGAGCUUGGUAACUUGUCCAACCUAACAGUAUUGGAACUUGCGUCCAAUCAAUUUACAGGAAGACUUCCUAGCAGUCUAGCUAGACUGGUAAACCUUGAGAAAUUUAGGAUAAGUGACAAUAACUUUACUGGCAUCAUCCCAGAAUAUAUUGGCAACUGGUCUCGGCUUACAAGGCUAGAUCUACAAGCAAGUGGACUGAAAGGACCUUUUCCUGAUGCAGUGGCGCGCCUAGAAAAUAUUACUUACCUGAUGAUUAGUGAUAUGACCGGGAUAAACUCCUUUCCUAAUAUAUCUAGCAAAGUCAUCAAAAACCUGAUAUUGAGGAAUGUGAGUAUGUCUGGUCCAAUUCCUUCUUACAUCUGGAGUAAGCUUUACUUGAGAAAUCUUGAUUUAUCAUUUAACAAGUUGACUGGUGAUGUAAAUGGAGUAAGGGCACCAUACUAUACCUAUUUGACUGGAAAUAGGCUCUCUGGAGACAUUGAAUUUGAUGGUUUUCUCAAUAGCAAAUCUAAUAUUGAUCUCUCGUACAACAAUUUCUCAUGGUUGUCUGGCUGCCAGGAAAAGAUUAACAUUAAUACAUACCGGAGUUCAUAUUUGAAGAACAACUUAACUGGGCUUCUUCCGUGUGCUGGUCCUAUCAACUGCACAAGCUAUCGGCGGUUUCUACAUAUAAAUUGUGGUGGAGACAGCAUAGUUACUACAAACUCUUCAUAUAAAAUCACAUAUGAAGCUGAUAAUAACGUUACCAAAGCCGCAACAAAUCAGCACAUCAAAAAUUGGGGAAUCAGUAAUACUGGUGACUUUAUGGAUGAUGAUAUUAAUGAUGACGCAUACACCAUUUCAACUAGUAUGACACCACUUGGAGAUUCUCAUGGUCUUUAUAAGACCGCACGUCGAUCUGCUCUCUCUCUUGUUUAUUAUGCAUUUUGCUUGGAAAAUGGAGACUACAAUGUGAGCCUCCAUUUUAUGGAGAUUCAGUUUUCAGAACCACAUGGUAGUCUGGGCAGACGCAUAUUUGAUGUCUAUGUUCAGGGUAAACUGUUCUUGAGGGAUUUUAACAUCAAAGAGGAGGCUAAAGGGAAUCUGAAGCCUGUUAUCAAAGAACUGAAAGCUGUUGAUGUGACCGAUCAUAUGUUAGAGGUCCGGUUGUAUUGGGCUGGGAAAGGGACAACAAUGAUACCCAAAAGAGGAAACUAUGGUCCUCUUAUCUCUGCAAUCUCCUUGUGUCACAGCCAGGAGCCACGAUGUGGAGCGGAGAAAAUCAAACAUCACAUUAGAUAUCCCCUUAUUGUGGGGGGAACGGGUGCCUUGGUAACAAUUAUUCUCUUGGCUUUGGGAAUAUAUGGUCGGAGAAGAUGCAGAGCAGACAACAACACAAGAGAACGUGAUCUGAGAGCACAGGGUUUGCAAACUCUUUGUUUUACAUGGAGGCAACUUCAAGCUGCAACAAACGAUUUUGAUCAAGCCAACAAACUUGGAGAAGGAGGUUUCGGAUCCGUAUUCAAAGGAGAGCUGUCAGAUGGAACAAUCAUAGCAGUGAAGCAGCUUUCUUCCAAGUCAUGCCAAGGAAAUCGAGAAUUUGUGAAUGAAAUAGGAAUGAUCUCAGGUUUGAAUCAUCCAAACCUUGUCAAGCUUUAUGGAUGCUGUGUCGAGAAGGAACAAUUGCUGCUCGUGUAUGAGUACAUGGAAAACAACUCACUUGCUCUUGCUUUAUCCGGAAAGAGCGCAACAAAGUUAGAAUGGGCAAUGAGACAAAAAAUCUGUGUAGGAAUCGCAAGAGGGCUUGCAUUCCUCCACGAAGGAUCUAUAGUCAGGAUGGUUCAUCGUGACAUUAAAACAACAAAUGUGCUUCUAGAUGCUGACCUAAACGCAAAGAUAUCUGACUUUGGAUUGGCUAGGCUCCACGAAGAAGAACACACUCACAUUAGCACCAAGAUUGCAGGAACCAUCGGAUACAUGGCUCCAGAGUAUGCAUUAUGGGGUCAACUAACAGAGAAAGCAGACGUGUAUAGCUUCGGAGUUGUGGCCAUAGAGAUUGUUAGCGGCAAGAGUAACACUAAACACAAGGGAAGUGCUGAUCACGUCUCCCUUAUCAAUUGGGCAUUGAUGCUGCAACAGACAGGGGACAUAAUGGAUAUUGUAGAUCCAGUUCUUGAAGGUGACUUCAACAGCAAAGAGGCAGUUAGGAUGAUCAAAGUUGCUCUCGUUUGCACACAUUCAUCUCCAUCUUUAAGACCUACAAUGUCUGAGGCUGUACAAAUGCUCGAAGGAGAGAUUGAAGUAACGCAAGUUAUGUCAGAUCAUGGUUUAUAUGGACAUAACUGGAGCAUCUCGAAGAUGAGGGACGUCGAUACACACGGAAGCUCAAGCACAUCUGGUGUUACCGAUCAUCAAACAGAAUCUACAAUGAAGUCCUCUGUUUCUGGUAGUGAUCUCUACCCAUCGUACCCCGAAUCUGUGAUCCUAAAAUCCACAGUGGAGUUACCUUCCUCGUCGAUGUGAUGUCAAAAAUGCUCACGAAGUUAUUGUAUAGGCUACAUAGUCAUAUCAUUAAAGUUGUGUGAAAUCUUAUUAUUAGAUUAAUUUAUAUAGAUCCAAAAAUACAUCUUUAUAAAUGUUUGUCAAACUCGAAUUAUAUACUUAUACAGUGCUUGUUGAAUCAAA
This is a messenger RNA of Brassica rapa (field mustard), 4476 nucleotides long. RefSeq names its product probable LRR receptor-like serine/threonine-protein kinase At1g29720. Gene Ontology annotation, biological process: protein phosphorylation. The record is from RefSeq and is a predicted model, not a curated record. Lineage: Eukaryota; Viridiplantae; Streptophyta; Magnoliopsida; Brassicales; Brassicaceae. Gene Ontology annotation, molecular function: ATP binding; protein binding; protein kinase activity.